AUGAGAGGAUGUUUGUAUUUCAUGAAGAUGCGUCGGCAUCUGACAUUAAAUUGAGGAGUGAAGUUAGGAACCAGUUUGUAGUUUGUUGGGUAGACUGAAAGGGGGAGUACUACUUGGAUACAUGGUUUAAUGGUGGAAAAUGUCGGAGUUUAGCCGAACUGCUGAUGCUCCUGAUGUCUUGGUUCUGUCGCGAAGUGACACGCUCUAUAAGCUCGUUGAUCUCCAUGUGUACGUGGUUCCAGCUGACAUAUGGCGCGACCGCUUCAACAACUUGCUCAAUCAGUCCGUCACAGAAACUAUUUCUAUAGGAAUUAUCAGGGUACAGCCCGAUGUCCGGCUGGCCGACCUCCGAGAUGACAUCGUUCAACAGUUGGAGGACCUCACACCUCGAGAGUAUGUGUUUCUGCGCAGUGUGGGGAGAAGUCUCACAAGGUUAAAAACAAAGCAAGAAUACACAAUGAAAGUCAAACAUUUUCUACCUCCUGUGGCCUAUGCUCCUGAGUUGUUUUUGUUGGAAGCAACGGGAGACAUUUCAUUAGCCAGUGAAGGGGAUUCCCGGUCUCAGUCCUCAUUCCGACAGCUCGGCGACAGCCCCAAGGGAAACAACCGGGGCUAUAACUACCGGGAUGAUUACCGGGAUCCCGGAUCCAGAAGUUACCGUGAUGACAAAUACAACCAGAACAAUGGGACAAAUCGCUUGCCACAAAAAUAUCGACACGGGGAUGGUACAGAUCGUUCACCAAAAAAAUAUAAACGUGGGGUUCCCAUGUCAAAGUCUAUUGUAAGAGAAGAGACUGAUGAUGAAACUGAUCGGUCACAAGACAAAAAUCAGCAUCGCGGUAAGAUUGAAAUCUUAUUAUCAAGCCCUAGUGAAAAGGAAGAAACAGAUGAUGAGAGAGAUAAAACACCGGACAAACUUCAGCAUAGUGUCUUCAUAUCAAGCUCUCAUGAAAAAGGAGACACAGAUGAUGAAUCAGAUCGACCAUCGCCGAAAUAUCAGCGUGGGGUCUUUGUAUCAAGCUCUCGUGUAAAAGGAGACACAGAUGAUGAAUCAGAUCAACCAUCGCCAAAAUAUCAGCGUGGGGUCUACAUGUCCAGUUCUAAUGUGAAGGAAGGAACAGAUGAUGAAACUGAUCAACCACCAUCAAAAUAUCAACGUGGGGUAUACAUAUCAAGUUCUAAUGUAAAGAAAGGAACAGAUGAUGAAACAGGUCGAGCAUCACCAAAAUAUCUGCGUGGGGUGUACGUAUCCAGUUCUAAUGCAAAGAAAGGAACGGAUGAUGAAAGAGGUCGAGCAUCACCAAAAUAUCGGCGUGGGGUCUACUUGUCGAGUUCUAAUGUAAAGGAAGACACAGAUGAAGACACAUCACAACAAAAAUAUCAACGUGGGGUUCACUUAUCAAGCUCUAAUGCAAAAGAAGAAAAAGGUGACGAGAGAGAUCGAUCACCACAAAAAUAUCAACCUGGGGUCUUAUCAAGUGCUCUUGUUAAAGAAGGAACCUAUGAUGUAACAGAUGAACCAUCCAAACAAAAUGAACGUGGGGACAGAACUGAUCGUUCAUCAAAAAAGCAUGGGGAUGAAACGGAUGAUUCAUCAAAAAGGAAUCGCCGGGGUGAAACUGAUGACUCAUUAAAUGACCACUUCCACAGAGAUGACCAAGAUGGUUCACCACAUGCUCACAAGCCUGGGGAUGAGACUUACCGACCAUCUAAUAGACAUCAGCGUGGGGAUGGGACAGAUCGAUCACCUGAUAGACAACAACAUGGGGAUGGAACUGAUCGAACAUCACAGUCAGAUAAACAUGGUGAUGGAACAGAUCGAUCAUCACGUAAAUAUCCACGUGGGGAUGGGAAAGAUCGGUCUUCACAUGCACGUCAACAUGGGGGUGCGGCCGAUCUCCAGACAGAAAAAUCUAGUCGCACGCAGCGCGGCAGUGAUAGGGUGUCCCCUUCUAGGCGAUAUACCCCAAUCCCCAAACUUGACCCCUCCAGCCCCACUGGUAGUCGGGACCCCUCUCCUGAACGCACAGAGAGAGAUCAACAGUAUAGGUCCAAUUCUCGAUCUCCUGAUCGGAAUUAUGGUAAAUACGGCGAUAGGAAACGUGAGAACAGUUAUGAUAAGAAAAAUAGUGAUAGGUAUGAGGAUCCCAACAGAAGGAAUAAUGAACGUGAUGAUCCUCACGAUCAGCGCGAUAAUCGCUACAAUUAUGAUAACCGCUAUGAAAAUCGCGAGGAUCACUACAAUGAUCCUGAUUCAGGCCUUGACUCAAGAAGAGCUAGAGAUAGGUUUGACCAUGAUCGUGAAUCCUCCGACCAUCGGCGUAACCAUGGGGAGACAUAUCGCAGAGUCUCUCCUGACCACGAGAGUUCAGUGAAUAGUUACCCAGUUCUUCCGCCAAUAAAUGACACCCCUCCUCGUUCAGCAGAACGUGGCCCUGGUAAGCAGGGCGAGAAUAAAGACCGCUCCUCAGACCCCCGCUCAGCAACUUACACCACCAAUACCAAUACCGACUCGGGCAUUGCAGACUCAGGUGUUAGUCCAGAGGACCAAUACAACAGAGGCCGGGACAACUAUGAGGACGAGAUGGCAAGGAAGCGCCGGGAUCUCGGAAACAGGCUCGCCAACGACAAGUUUGAUAUUGAUGAUGAUGACACCUUCCGGUUUGAAGACAUGGAAGACAGGGACCAGAUCGACCGUGACCGAUGGGAGCGUGAUCGUGAAUACCGACGACGCUGGAUUGAGGAAGAAAGGAGAAGACGAGAAGAAGAAGAAGCAAGGAAGAAGAGGCAAGAAGCUGGAGAGGAAGAUUAUGAUGAUGAUGACGACAGGAAGAAGAUGAAGAGAUCUGAAUCUGAAGAGGAGCUGGCCAGGUACCCUUCACCCCCAGAACUGAGAAUGGGCUCUCCUAGGGAUACUGAGUCGGCCAGGCAGAGAACAAGGCAAGAAAGAGACCGCCUGAUGCAGGAGCUCGAGAAUGCCCGGGAAGGCAGGAAGCACACCGAGAAGGAGAGGGAAGAGCUAGUCAAGAAAGCCAAGAUGCUGCAGAAUAAGACACAGAACAGGAGGAACCAUGCUCGGGAUAUAUGGAAGAAAAGAUACUUCGAAGAGAAGAAAAAGACUGCUCCAUUAGAGGAACAGACGAACCGUCUGAAGCAUGAACUGGACAGCAUCCACAGGAAACUCAUGUCCGCGCUGGAGGGACCAAAGGAGAAGAAUAUCCGAUUGGGAGAACCGAAACCGUCUCUCAAGAGAUGGAAACGAACAUCGGUGAAUAACUACAUAAUCCAGUGCACUAAACUGCAGCAUGAAAUUGAAGACCUUCGACGCAGAGUGGAAAAUGCCAAAAUGAAACUGACUGCUGAGAUGAAGCUUCGCAACCAAGCUGAAGCCGAACUACGGGCCUUGCGAGCAGAACUUUCACAGAAGAAAAUCAACUUGACCUUGACCCGGAACCAACACCUUGCGGCCUUGAACCCUUCAGGAGAAGUGCCGAUGACCCCACACGCAGCUCUCGCACCACAGUCUUAGGCAUAAUUGUACCAUCAUGUAGUAAUUUAUUAACUGUUAUUUAUUGAUAUCACUCUCCAGCACAGUAUUCUGUAUCUAUUCCAGACUGAUCAGUUUGAUUUGAAGUAUUUGACUGCAUAAAGUAGAUAUAUAUUUGAUAUGAAAAAUCAUGUUCUAUUGGUGUGAAAAGAUAAUUGAGUAUGGUCAUAUAUGAUAAAUUGUAGAUUACAAGAUAUCUAUUUUUAAAUGUACCAUUCAUGGAGGUUUAUAGUGGUGAUAUGUCUUGUAAGAUAUGUAGUAUUGAGGAAGCAUUAUAUUUCAAAAAGUAUUUAUAUUGAGUAUUGCAUGAUUAGAAGAACUGUCAAUGUCAUUAGUAUGUCUAGUGUUAGUGGCAGAUUAUGUGGUAUAUUGCAUCGUUGAUUUCAUCAUGUCCAUAGCAGCACAGAAAUGUCAUUUAUGAUGCUUUUUGAAAAGUAUGGUUUAAGCUGCACUUCAUCUCCAACUCUCUUGUGCCUUAUACUAGAGCAUGUGCUUCUAUACACUGUAUAAUACCUUGUGCAUUCAUACAUUUUGUGGAACAUCUUAAAAAAAAUACAACCUGUAAAUGGUACUUUUUGUGUACAAAUUGUAUAGAUUUUUUGUUGUGGAUGUAUAUUUUGUAAAUACUUUUGAAAUAUUCUGUAACAGCGAAACCAAACUUUCAUAUGAGUGACAUUAAAAUCCCAACAGAUUACCACCUUAUAACAAGCUGUUUUUAAUAUUUUGAAUUAUUUUCUUGAAUUUGUAUAAAUAUAUAUUGAUAUGAAAAGGGUUUGAAAAUACUGAUUACCCCAAUUAUUUGAAGAGCAUGCUAGUCAUGAUAAUAGUAACUAUAACUAUAUAUUUUGAUAAUGGACUAAACUGCUGAGUCAACCAAAUAAGUAAAAUGCUUUACUUUCAUAUUCGAUAAUCAAUAAUAUAUUAGUUUGAUAAUGGCAUGUGAAAUCUAAUGUAUGUCACACUUGUUUAUUUACUGACUGUAAUGUCUCUGCAUGGUCGUGUAUUUCAUGGUUGUAUUAUGAUUAUUAUGAUAAUUGUCAGGUUUCAUAAUACAUUCUAAAUAGGACCUUUGGGCUUUGAAAAGUAGGUCCAUGUCCUUGUUACAUCUUGUAUUUUUGGAUCUGUCUGUAUGUGCCUGUAGUCACUCCUUACUGUCCUGUAAAUAUAUACAACAUGUUAUUAUUUACAUAAGUGCUGAAGUGCCAGUUUUAUAUAUUUACAGUGUUUAUUAUGAACAAACUAAGUUGAACUUAAGUAAAGUUUUAAGAUUGUCUUUAUUUACCACAUUGUAAAUCAGCUUUCAUAUGUAUAUUUCUAGUUGUGCAUGUUGCAGUUAUGUCUACUAAUUAUUUGUUUUAUCAUACUCCAAUAACGUUAUAGUAAAUGUUGCUUAGGUAAAUAAUUAAGAGAGAGAGGUGCUUAUUAAUUGUUUAAUUAUUUUUUUUUAUGAUUGUGGUGUUUGUUUAUCAAUUGUCAACCACAUUGCUCUAAUAACCACAUCUGUACCUUGUAUUGUAACUCUUUGUACACUCUCACACCUGUCUGUUGAUUUAUUGAAAGCAUAAUUCACUAUGCAGGGUUGAGUCCCUUUUCUGUACCAGGAUGUGCUGAUCAUUGGCAAUCCCACAUUUACCCUGUUAAUCCCUGGGUUGUCAGAAGCAUUCCCAUGCUUGUGGGUUUUAUCAAAGUUGUAAACGUCCAUCAACAUCUUCACUUUUGGAUUUGUCCUAUGUCAGGAUGUAACUGUGAUACUGUAUAUAGUGCUAUAAAAGCCGUUUCACUCAUUAACUCUGAGAGGUCAGAUACAGGGAAUUAUUUUGAUUAUGUCUGACUUAAGGAAUUCAGUUGUGAUACCCAAACUUAGCGCUUACAUGUCAAUGAUCUAUACUGAGUCAUUGGCGACAAACUAUAUCGGGUGGUCACGCUGGCUGACUCGGUUGAUGCAUGUCAUCGAUCCCAAUUGCGUGGUUCGAUGCUCAUGAUAUCAAUGACUGGAUUGUCUGGUCCAGACUCGAUUAUUUACAAACUGCCGUCAUAUAGCUGGAAUAUUGCUGAGUGCGGCGUUAAACAACAAACAACCAAAUCUACUGAGUCUUAUCACUGUUAAUACAUGAUUUUAUUACUGGACUUAACUGGCAAAAGGUGAUACCAAACACUAAGGUUUGGAGGUUAAGAUUUUAGAUCUGACAGAAUUCCUGUUCUCAAAAUAAUUGACAUUUAAUAAUAGAAACUGAUUUAUUUCUUAGAAGGGAGGUCGGGUAGUCCAGUGGUUAAAGCGUCACGCCGAAGACCCGGUUUCGAUUCCCGACUUGGGUACAAUGUGUGAAUCCCAUUUCUGGUGUCCCCCGCCGUGAUAUUGCUGGAGUUUUGCUUAAAGCGGCAUAAAACCAUACUCACUCACUCACUCUUUCUUAGAUUACAGUUUCAAAAUUUCAGGAAUUUCACAAAGCUGUGAAUCAGCAUUUUGGAUAAGUAACAUUUUUCUAAUAUGCUAUUUUCAACAAUGAAUUAUGUUGUCCAUUACACAUUACUUUUCUUCCAAAGUAUUCCUGUUACAGAAGUCAUGGAUCAUAUUUGAUUGUGAUAUCACUUGUUGAUUAGUCUGAAGUCAUAACUUCUCAUUGUUAUUGUAUAUUUAUCAUGACUUUUCAAAACUAAAUUUCUGUAUGAUCAAGAUUUACACCCAUUUUCUUUGUUAAAACUAUAUUUUGAUUUUAUUUUAGUCACUUCACCUACCACAGACUUUGUGUUAUGGAAUAGUUUGAAGAAGGCACUUACAAGUAAUGUCAUCACGUGCCUUCAUAUACAAACUGAAUAUGUUGUUAUGCAGAUUUUAACAUUGUACAGAAUUUUGCAGAGCUUGAAAUGUUUAUAGCAGGUACUCUUAGUAACUGUUUAUAUUAUUCCAUCCACUGUGACUUCAUCAAAAGCAUCAUUGUGAUAUCUAUAGUUAUAUGUUUGUCGAUUUCUACACUUUUUAACAAGUACCAGUCAAACGUUAUUUGUUGAGUAUUCACCGUUGUUUUACAUUGUGUUCUAAACAUGUCUGAUGAUCAACUAAUUUGUACUGCUGAUUGUCAAUGUCAAAAUUUUGUUUCAUAGUACCAUGGAAUCCCUACUAUAAACGUGAAUAUAAAUAUAUAGUGUAUAUGCCUUUAUUGAGGAAUAAAGGAAUUAAUUAAUUAUGUAGGGAAUUUUUGUGUUAAGUUAGUUUGACACGAGGGAGAUGGUUCUAUGGAUGGUUGGGUAGCCUAGUGGUUAAAGCGUUCGCUUGUGAUGCCGAAGACAAAGGUUCGAUUCCUAACAUGGGUACAUUGUGUGAAGCCCAUUUCUGGUGUCCCUCGCCGUGAUAUUGCAUGAAUAUUGCUAAAAACGGCGUAAAACCAAACUCACUCACUCGCUACACGUUCUUUAUUUCAACAGAGACCAUAUCUCUGAUUUCAAUGAAUGUGAUGUUUUGGUGUUAACCAACAUUGUUAUCAAGCAAGCGAUCAUCAGGAGAAGAUGGAACAAUCUCCCUUGUUCAUCAUACCAACUUAAAGAAGUUAGUUUGACACUCUUCCCACAAAUAAUAUUUCGUUAUUAAGAUAUUUGGAAAGAGCCAUUACUUGUUCAUGUUAUGAAUUUCUUCAACAUCUUUUAUUGUAGUGUAACUUGAUCAUUUGUACCAGUGUAUGUAGUCUAUGUUGAUAUUCCCACCCACCUGCCAGUGAGGGUGACCUCACUGUAACGUUUUUGUAUCUUAGCAGCAGAUCCUAUUAAACAAUGAUCACUCUUUA
Haliotis rufescens (red abalone) is the source of this 7326-nucleotide messenger RNA. RefSeq names its product zinc finger CCCH domain-containing protein 13-like. Lineage: Eukaryota; Metazoa; Mollusca; Gastropoda; Lepetellida; Haliotidae. The transcript has 44 exons. Bases 140 to 3529 code for a protein of 1129 amino acids. The record is from RefSeq and is a predicted model, not a curated record.